Messenger RNA from Peronospora matthiolae, 780 nucleotides. NCBI's taxonomy places the organism in Eukaryota, Oomycota, Peronosporomycetes, Peronosporales, Peronosporaceae. The record is from the annotation of a GenBank genome assembly.
AUGGACUUCGUCUUCGGGUUUCCCAAAGACGUUCACAAGAAUACUGGCAUUCUUGUGUUUGUUGACCGGUUCAGCAAGAUGGUACAUCUUGUUGCUGUACCGGAGUCAAUCACAGCCCAGGGCUGUGCUCGUGUCUUCAUCAGUACUAUCCUCCAACUUCACGGGUUACCCCGUGAACUCGUGUCCGAUAGAGACCCCCGCUUCACAGCGGAGUUCUGGCAAUCCGUGUUCCGUUCACUGGGAACACGUUUGACGAUGUCAAUUUCUGACCAUCCAGAACCAGGUGGUCAGACGGAACGCGUCAAACGCGUCCUCGAAGAGAUACUUCGAGGAUAUGUCCACUCUUUUACGAGCUGGAGUGAGUUCUUGCAGAUGGUGGAAUUCGCCAUAAACAACUCGGUGCACGCGUCGACAACGCAUACACCGUUCUUCGUGAAUGGCCUACGCCAUCCACGUUUACCCGCCUUCUUAGAGUGUGACUCUAAUGCCGACAUCGAUGCGAUCGAUAUCGAUGAUGAUGAUGAUGACGACGAUGCUGACAUAUUCAUCAUCGCCAAUGACCGCGAAAGUGAGGGCGAUGAUACCCUCUCUGGUGAAGACAACGUUCUUUCAGCAGUGCGCACGAAGCGCACUGCUGUUGACAAGGAUGAAUCAGCAGAGGAAUUUCUGCUGACUCGCGAAGCGGUUGUCCGCUUCGUUCAAGACUAUAUUGCAGAUGCACUAGACAGACAGAAGAGAAACGCAGACAAACAUGGAAGAGCAAAUGUUUUUUUUAUUUGA